Pyricularia grisea is the source of this 1811-nucleotide messenger RNA. RefSeq lists its product as uncharacterized. Lineage: Eukaryota; Fungi; Ascomycota; Sordariomycetes; Magnaporthales; Pyriculariaceae. The transcript has 2 exons. Bases 254 to 595 code for a protein of 113 amino acids. Gene Ontology annotation, cellular component: DNA replication factor A complex; nucleus; site of double-strand break. The record is from RefSeq and is a predicted model, not a curated record. Gene Ontology annotation, molecular function: damaged DNA binding; single-stranded DNA binding. Gene Ontology annotation, biological process: nucleotide-excision repair; double-strand break repair via homologous recombination; mismatch repair.
CCGCCACUUCGAGCACGUUUUUUUUUUUUUUUUUUUUGCGCGAAGCGCAUCUCGAUUUAAUCCCCGCCACAAAAAAAGUCCGUCACAACACUGCAUAUUACCAGGCAAAGAUAAAUAUUUAUUUUUUUCUUGUCCUUUUGUGACAUCACGGCCCUGUCCCUGAGGAUUGGUGCAAAACUUCCCGGCACUCUACAACAUAUAGAAAAUUGUUGGGAUUUCUCUCUCCCUCUCUUUUUUUUUUCUUAAUAGCAUAAUGGAGCAGACCUCAACCCCACGUGUCAACUGCGGUCUCCUAGACUCGUAUGUUGGUCGCAAUGUCAUGGUCGUCGGCAGGGUUCAACAGUUGCGCGGCGACGUUGCACUCAUUGAUGCAGAUGGAAACGUCACCGCAAAUCUGAACCGAGACUCACACCUCCUCGUCGGCAACGCCGCGCAGAUCAUCGGCAAAGUCAACCCGGACUUGAGCAUCAGAGUCCUGAGCUCCCACGACCUCGGUCCAAACGUCGACAUGAACGUCUCCAGGGCGGUCGUCGAGACGUCCCAGAAGCUCAAGGAGCUGUUCGAGUACGACGGAGCAGAACAGCCGCAGCAUUGACGGCACUCCACGGCCGCCGGCGGGUACAUGUCCCUGGUCACGCCACCCCCACGGUCCACGCGCAUUGCCGUUGUUUGGCCGGCUGGCCCUUCUAGUUUAUCUGUCGAUGGUGGUUCUACACCUGCUGCUGCUGCUGUUCCUACUGUUGCUCCUGCUACCGACAUGCCGCAAGGACCCGCGCCUUCUCGACAUGCGCGUGAACAGAAACCCGGAGUGUUGAUCAAGGAGGAGAGUUCCCAAGAGGAGGACGAGGAUGAGGAGACUACACGUGAUGCCCCGCACGACGGUUUGGUUAAAGAUGACGCAGACAGGCGGACAAGUAAUGCAGAUUGUUUCCCGCGGCCAUCAUAUCAUAAAGAUGGGAGAGUUUCUGGUGGGAGGAUCAGAAGGAGACGUUUGUCGUCUCCGCGUCCAGCACCCACGAAAUUCAAUGCAGCGGCACCGCGCCAGCCUGAGAAGUACGAGACUUAUGAUAUUGAUGAUGACGAAAACUCGGAACUGAUGGACGCUAUUUUGGAGGAUAUGGGCAGGUUGACUGUUACCAUGAAAAUGGAUGAUACAGGACGCUGGAGGAUUUUAUGGAAGUCUAGAGAACUCGAUAUCUGAAAGGCAGACAGACAGGCACCUUAGAGGAAGUGACGUUAAAUGGCUCGCUUAUUCAUUCCUCCAAUGAACUAUUUUAUCUAGCUAGACUAGUCUAAUGCGUAGGCAAGAUAACUUGGUUGCAUUCCUCCUUGAGAGUAAACCAGUUAUCACGCCUCUGUUCGAACACAUUCCUUCGCUUCGAAAUCCUCUGUACUCUGAUCUAUCUACAGUUUGAACCGAAAUAUUGGAAUUUGCAACAUACCAUGGUUUUGAUUUGAGUUGAAACAAUUAUUCCUAUUCACAAUUAUUCAAAUGCAACCAUAACUCCGUCGCUAGCCAAGUGUGCCGCUGCGUGGCGUCGAACACUUUUUAAAAGCAGAUUGGAACCACCCAUAAAACCAAAGGAAAAAAAAAGGAGAAGCUCCCGUAACGUUCGUCAGGAGACUGGGAGACAAGACAAACAAACCAACGUCGAAACCAUGCCAGCAUGCUUAGAGUUUGAAUGUUCUAGGCAGUGUUCAUUGCGUUGGCACCUCGGUUGUAGCCGUGUUCAAGAUGUCAUCAAUAGAAAGAGCCUCAUCAAGGGCUCUGCACUGGUCUCCAGUUAACUAGACAUGUUGACCAACGUCGA